AUGUUCACUUCUGAUAUGAUCGAAGCACAUAAGUCGGAAAUACACAUAAAUGGUUGUAAUUCAAACGCUUUUUUGGGACAUUUAAAUUCAGGAAUGGAAUUCGAAACCAUGAAUCUGUUAGUUUCUUUUGCCUACACCGGUGAACUGAGAAUAUCAACUGGUUCAUAUCUUUUACAUUGACGGACCAAGAUAUGAAAUUCAGGAAAUGUACAAUCUCUGAUGAUGGGCGCGAACUUUUGGCAAUUGCUAGAAGUUGUACAGCAAGGAUCGCUGUUUUUAAUAUCGCGACUUCACUCAUCAAAUGUGCUCUACAUCCGAUCUUUCUGCUUUUCGAUGUGCUGCGAAGAGAGCGUGAUUAAGAAAGCCAACUCUUUUCUUCAGGUUUCUUUCUUUUUAUGUCUGUUCAACCUUUUUAUUCAGAAACAUUUCCUAGCAAUAUCACGUGAAGCAGAAUUUGUCAACUUGAGUGAAGACGAAGUCGUUGAACUGCUUAACUUCGACGAGCUUUAUGUUGACUCUGAAGAAGACAUUUUCACAGCGGCCAUACGUUGGCUGCAGCAUGAACCUUCACGCAACGCUUCAUCUGCCAGGUAUGGCCCUUUGAAAACGUUUCAAAUCAGAACUCUGACAGAAUACUUUCGUGCGUCAGACUUCCUCUUCUCAAACCUUCAUUUCUGGCGGAUAUCGUUGCGACGAACAAGCUUAUCAAAGAAGAUUUGGCUUGUCGAGACUUGGUGACCUAAACUAUCUCUCAAAGUGUUAUUGGGCGGCGUGCAGGUCGACGAAGCUAAAGAUUAUCAUCUGAUUCCUGAGCGGAGACCUUUAAUGAAAUCUUUCCGACUGAAAGCGCGACAAUGUCACGACGUCCCUGGACUGAUUUUCGCUCUGGGUUUCUCAAAGAUUUCUAAAAUAUUCUUGUUCGUUCUAUUUGAGGGGGUUUGAUGAAGCCUUGUGAGACAAGAUCAGCCGUGGAAAUCUACGACCCGAUUCUUAAAAAAUGGACGGCGGCAAAAGAAAUGUCGACGGUGCGGUCUCGUGUAGGUGUUGCUGUCGAACACAGACAGGUAGGAACGGUUCUCUCAAGAUUACAUAAUCAAACCAAAAUGAUAUAAAUAAUGCAGGAAAUGUUGUAGGUAUACGCAAUCGGCGGCUUCAACGGGCAAGAUCGCUUGAAGUUAGUGGAGGUCUACGACUACGUCAGAAAUGAUUGGAAAAUGGUGAGAUAAAAUCCGUUUUGAUGAAACUGCUCGUAUUUAUUUGGAUCGCUCCUCUUCGACGGAAAAGAUCGGCUCUGGCGGCUGCUUUUCUGCACAAUCGACUCUACGUUUGUGGCGGCUACGACGGAAUCAUCAGCUUGUCUUCUGUCGAAGUGGUCUUUUUGAUCUGGGCUCUCUUUUAUUUGCUUUGUAGGUUUAUGAUCCUGAUAAAAACGUGUGGGAGGACGGACCUGAUAUGAUCAAACAAAGAAGUGCUUCUGGUGUUGCUGUUCUCGAAGGAUAUAUUUAUGGUCGGUAUUAAAAUUAAGAGAAGAAAGCUAUGUUAAAACUUGGGUAAUGUAUUUUUAGUACGGAAGCGAGAUGGUUGAUAUAAAAAAAAGAGGUCUUUCAAAAGUUUUUAUAGAGGUUGACUUCUGCGUGCCUCUAUUUCGCAGCCAUAUUUUCUCAGAUACCCCAUUUUAUUGUUCUAGUUUUUUUUUUCAUAAUGUUCGGCUAGAAACGUCUGAGAGGCGAAUGUCAACUAAAAAGACAACGCAAGGAACGAAAAAAACAAUCUAACGCAAUGAGAAGUAAAAUUUGGUUUAAAAUAGUGGUUUAAAAGGAUGAGAAAAACAAAAACCAAAUAGGCUUCCAUUGAGACAUUUUGGUGAGCAACCGUGAAAAGCUUUCAAUUUAGUUCACUAUGAAAACGAAAAGAGGAAACUUUUUUUUUUGUGACCAUUGUUAGAUCUGCCUCGAUGAAAAAACGGUUCAGUGCUUGGUGGUCAUGAUGGCAUGACCAUAUUUAACAGCGUCGAGCGCUUCGAUCCGGAAACUCAGAAAUGGGAAAUGAUGCCUUCAAUGACGACGAAGCGAUGUCGCUUGGGCGCAACUGCCUAUAAUGGAAAAAUCUAUGCGUGUGGCGGGUUUGUGUCUUUUCCUGGAUUUGAGCUCUGUUCGUAGAUACGAUGGAUCGUCGUUUCUGAAGAGCGCCGAGUGUUUCGACGUGAAGACGAUGCGCUGGACGCCGGUCACCCCCAUGAACAUCUGCCGGAGCCGAGUCUCUCUUGCCGCCAACAUUGACGGCCUCUAUGCAAUUGCUGGGUAGGGUCUGGGCUCUUGUCUGCGUGGAGUGUCAGAGUUCAGCUACGACGGGGAGAACAACCUGUGUAGUGUAGAGGUCUACGACGAGGACUCCGACAGCUGGAAACUCACUACGCCUCUUCAGACGCACGAAGGCGGCGUUGGAGUCGGCGUCAUACCUAUCCCACCAUUCAUGCUGUGA
This is a messenger RNA of Caenorhabditis auriculariae, 2481 nucleotides long. NCBI's taxonomy places the organism in Eukaryota, Metazoa, Nematoda, Chromadorea, Rhabditida, Rhabditidae. The record is from the annotation of a GenBank genome assembly.